Messenger RNA from Fusarium keratoplasticum, 1488 nucleotides. RefSeq names its product MFS domain-containing protein. The transcript is spliced from 5 exons. Gene Ontology annotation, molecular function: transmembrane transporter activity. NCBI's taxonomy places the organism in Eukaryota, Fungi, Ascomycota, Sordariomycetes, Hypocreales, Nectriaceae. The record is from RefSeq and is a predicted model, not a curated record. Gene Ontology annotation, biological process: transmembrane transport. The coding region runs from base 1 to 1488 and encodes 495 amino acids.
AUGGUAGCCAUCUGUCUUUCCUUCACACUUGUGGGCCUAGACAGCAACAUCAUCGCAACAGCGGUUCCAGCGAUGACUCGCCAUUUCGGUACUAUCAAUGAUAUUGCCUGGUAUACUUCCGUCUACCGACUUAUGUCAGGCUCGUUUCAACCCAUGUUCGGAAAGCUCUAUACCUUGUUUCCAGCAAAGAUCUUGAUCCUAGCAAGCCUCGCCACCUUCAUCGCGGGGACUUUGCUGUGUGCCCUUGCCCCAAGUUCGCCAGUUUUCAUUCUUGGGCGAGCCAUAACCGGCUUCGCUACCGCCGCCGUCAUCUCAGGAGCCUUUGCCAUGGUCAUUCACAUCACGCCGCUACGGAAGCGAUCGACGUAUGCCGGAAUAGGCGCCGCAACUGAGGCUGCGGCGUCCCUCACGGCUCCUCUCUUGGGCGGUCUUCUGACUGACCGGUUGAGUUGGCGAUGGUGUUUCUUCAUUGAACUACCCCUGAUCGCCGGUGCAUGCAUCAUUGUUCUCUUCUUCCUCGACUUGACCAAGGGAAAGCAUGUGGAUGGUCAGACCUUCACGUCAGUUUUGCGCGAGCUGGACGUGUUGGGCACGGCCAUCUUCGUGCCGGCUAUCGCAUCCUUACUCCUGGCCCUGCAAUGGGGAGGAAAUAAGUACGAAUGGUCUAGCUGGCGUGUCAUAUUAUUAUUGUGCAUUUUCGCCGCCUUACUUGGCGUCUUCGUCUGGCACCAAAGUCGUCUUGGUGAACGAGCGACUGUUCCGUCUCGGGUCUUGCGACAACGAAACGUUCUCUUUGGCUUCGUGUUCAGCUGCUGCAACAACGGCUCGUUAAGCGUCAUUGAAUACUAUAUGCCCAGCUACUUUCAGACCGUGAAAGGACUCUCAGCAUCUAUGUCGGGUGUAAUGGUUCUUCCUUCGGCGGCUGGCCUGGUGGCCUCGGUUCCUCUUGCAGGGUAUUUGACUACCUUGAUCGGAUAUUACAGCCCGUUCAUGCUUUUAAACAGUCUCAUCACCCCCCCUGCGACUGGCCUGCUUAGCACUUUGAAUGCUGGAUCAAAGCUGUGGGGCUUGAUCUUUUACCAAGCUUUGCUUGGAUUUGGCGCAGGCAUCGGCUUCCAAGGCCCUCAAGUCGCCGUUCAGGCAGUUUUCUCAGACUCCGACUCGCAGAUUGGCAUUGCUACUAUCCAGGUUGCCCAGGCUAUUGGCCCAGCCAUAGCUGUUGCAGGAGCGCAGACUAUCUUUACCUCCAAAUUAGGCUCUUACCUAGCUCGGUUUGCUUCAGAGCUAGAUCUAGCUGAUCUAGCUAACCAGGGUCUUACUAUCCCCGACGGUUUGAGCCCUUGGGAGCACGAACAAGUGGUCUCAAGUUACAGCCAUGCGCUUAACGACACAUUUUAUCUCCCCGUUGCUCUUGCUUGUUUAACCGUCAUCGGCGCGCUCGGCGUGGAAUGGCGAUCUGUAAAGGGAGACAAAGGCCAAAAAACAUAA